Messenger RNA from Lycium ferocissimum, 1334 nucleotides. Its product is annotated as B-box zinc finger protein 19-like. Gene Ontology annotation, molecular function: zinc ion binding. The coding region runs from base 357 to 941 and encodes 194 amino acids. The transcript has 6 exons. Gene Ontology annotation, biological process: photomorphogenesis; regulation of DNA-templated transcription. Gene Ontology annotation, cellular component: nucleus. The record is from RefSeq and is a predicted model, not a curated record. Lineage: Eukaryota; Viridiplantae; Streptophyta; Magnoliopsida; Solanales; Solanaceae.
UCUCUGUUGAUCCAUUUAUCCAAGCCUUCUCUAUUCUUUUCCCUUCCUUUUUUGGUUCCUUCGUUUCUCUUCUCUUUCCUCCAGCAUUCUUCCUCUUUUCUUAACACAGCUCAACCACCACUUAUUUUUCUUCUUAGUCUUACUUUUCUUGUCAAAACCCAAGAUUCUCUUUUUGUCUCCUCAUUUCACUCUUCCACCUAUCUUUCAUAGGAAAAACUUAAACUUUGUGUGCUACAAGCACAGUUGAAUUUGACUUUGUUCAUAAUUCAUUUUGGGUGUGUGAAUCCAUGGGCUAAAGUGGAUUCUUGGAAAAUGAUUAAAGGAACUUGAAGAGUGAAGAUAAUAUACAAACGAAUAUGAGAACCCUUUGUGAUGUUUGUGAAAGUGCUGCCGCUAUACUUUUUUGUGCAGCUGACGAGGCUGCUCUCUGCCGUUCUUGUGACGAAAAGGUCCAUAUGUGCAACAAGCUUGCAAGUCGACAUGUAAGAGUUGGGCUAGCGGACCCCAGUAAAAUCCAGCGUUGCGACAUAUGUGAAAAUGCACCUGCUUUCUUUUAUUGUGAGAUCGAUGGAAGUUCCCUUUGUUUGCAAUGUGAUAUGAUUGUCCAUGUUGGAGGUAAAAGAACCCAUGGAAGAUAUCUCCUUAUAAGGCAGAGAAUUGAGUUUCCGGGGGAUAAAUUGGGUCCUUCAAAUGAGUUAGGAUUUCCAUCUACCGAACAAGGUGCUGUAAGGAGGGAAACAUCUAAGGCAGCAGUAGAAAAUAAUGUAAAUAAUAACGUGAAAAUGGAGAAUGAGUUGAUUGACCUUAAUUCUAGACCUCAAAGGAUGCAUGGUCAAACGUCAAAUAAUCAGGAACAAGGAAUGGACAUGAAUAGUGGCAGCAAUCACGAGUCAGUCGGCCUGGUUCCUGAUGGACCCUCCAAAAGAGAGCCAGAGAAGUGAUCAAGAUGUGAGAUUUCUGCUGCCCUUCCAAAUUUCAAACUUGAAUUAUGAAUUGGAGUUGCUGGCCCUAGUUGAGUUACAUGCAAUGUACUUGGAGCUUUAAGCAAAGCUUUUCAACUAGUCAGGACAAAGUUGAGUUAUCUCUGGAGUGAAGAGCACUCUGAAAUUCAUUAUUCGACCACUUCAUGCAUAUACUUCGAGAAGAGGAUCAGAAAAAGAUUCUGCCAUCUCGCUUUGGAGAGAGGAUAAGGCUGCAGUCUACCACAUUUGCCUCUGUAAUUUCCUGUAAUGAGUAAUGAGAAACAAUCUUUACAGGUUCAAGAUGUAAUUUCCUGUAAGCAGUGACAUUCAUUUUAUUGUAGUUUUUUAGUAAUGAAGUUUCCAACCAUUUGU